This is a messenger RNA of Puccinia graminis f. sp. tritici CRL 75-36-700-3, 375 nucleotides long. RefSeq lists its product as uncharacterized. Bases 106 to 375 code for a protein of 89 amino acids. The transcript has 4 exons. Lineage: Eukaryota; Fungi; Basidiomycota; Pucciniomycetes; Pucciniales; Pucciniaceae. The record is from RefSeq and is a predicted model, not a curated record.
GAAAGAUUAUGCUCAUGGGCACAAAACAAUAUAUAUUUCUCUGACUCAAAUUUAUCUAUGUAUCUAUCCAAAUUUUGAAAACGUUCUUUUUGAUUUUUCAUAGCGAUGCGUUUCUUAAUAGGAUUCAUUUGCUUGUUGUUGGUCACCAUCCCGGCCGUUAAGGCUGCGUCAUACCAGCGCAUAUUCGGAUCUCUCAGAACAGAAAAGGUCGAGCGAAGUGAUACCAAACUUCAUGCACUUGCGAAUAAACCGGCAAAUGAUGCAGUCUUGGCAGGCGAAGGUAAUGUCAGCGGAGUGACGGGCAAAGGGAUAAUGUGUCCUGUACGACGUUCUCACAUGCUGAAAAAUUGGGAUAAAAACCAAAAAGGCUUUUGA